CUUUUGUCCGUACAGCAACAACAAUUAAUAACAUAAUAUCUCGUAUAAUGUUAUGAACCUACAGUACCAAAACAAGUUUGCAUUUAGUUUUUGUCUAUUACUACACUAGAAAUCAUUUUUUAUUAUUAUUAUUUUUUUUUUCAAACAACACAUACAAAAUAUCAUAUUACUGGUGAGUUAUUUUUACAUUAUCAUAAUUUUUUUAAAUCAUAUUUUGAUUUAUCACACGUGCUCGCGUGAGAGGACUGUAUUAUAGGCUACAUCAUAUGGCUGGCCUACAUACCAGGCAUUUGCCGAAUGUUAUAAAUCCUUAUAAAAUUAAAAAGCUGUCCUGGAAUAAUGGAAAUGAGUGCAGCCACUGUUGUAUGUGGGAAAUUGGGAAGGUAUGAUAUAGACGAGAAUUUAAUGUAUAUAUAUCCACAACAGUAAACCAUUACUAACGAAAAAAUGAUUCCGAGUUCAGUUGAUAGUGUUGCUUUAUCAACAAUAUAUAUGUCAUAUUAUGGUAAAAUAAUUACAUAUGUAUUUUUUUUAGUAAUAUUUAUUUAAUUUCGUACCUAUUUCCAUGUUUUUCCCCAUUUUCCUCGGGUUUUUUCCUAUUUUUUUCCAUUUGUUCGAAAAAUCAAAAAAUGAUUUCCCUAAAGUACAUCUCCAGUCAAAUUUUCUUUCAAAAAAAGUGCCAUCAUUAUUAACUAGAAAAAAAUUGAUAGCAGAAAAGUUAUCUACAGAAAAAAAAAAUAAAUAGACAUUAUUAUAAGACCAAUACAUCCCUCGCUCCACUCGGAAUCUAAAAUGCAAGUUUUUGACCUUUUCAAAUGUAUUAUUAUACAAAUAUUUGUUUCAUUUAUUACAAUAAGGUGAGUUUUUCGUGACAUUUUAGGUUUCAAAGUACAUUCUUAGUUAAUAAUGGCAUUUAUUUGUAUUGUAUUUUAGAUUUUAAGCGAAGCAAGGAAUUGGUUUAUGUAUUGGUUUUACAAUGAUAAUAAUUUUUAUCAAAAAUAUUACUCCGGGGUAUUAAGUUUUGCACCUUUCCUGGAAGUAAAUUUUAUCUAGUUGUUACUUUUAGCAGGUUAUUUUUUAAUUUUUCGAACUGUUUUCAUAUUAAUUGGUAAAAACGAAAAAAUGAAAACUGAUAAAUUUACGACGUAUGAUUUCUUUUUUUUAUAUUUGUACAGCCAGUAUUUUUACCACUAUAAGUGUUCUAAUAUAAAAACAACAAGAUACCUCUUUUAUUGAAUUUCGAAUUUAAUUGGUGAAUAAGAAAAGUCGAUUUUUUUAUAAUUGAGAAAAACCGAAAAACGUAAAAAGAACGGGAAAAAUUAUGAAAAUAAUGCUUUUAUUAUUUUCAAUUUUUUUUUUUUUUUCUGUAAUUCAGUUAAAAAUAUUCUUAGAGAUUAUUGUAGUGUUCUUUUUUUAACAAGUGUUUUAAUGUCAAUUAUUAAGUCGUAAAUAUUACGGCUUUUCAAAAUUUAUACAAUCGAAUUUGGCUUUAAAUCGUUUUUUAUUAGCAAUGGUUUAUCGUUCCUUAUAGAUGUAAAUUAAAUAGCUAUUUGCAUCUUACCCUCCCGACUUCCCAUACUUUUACAUACGUAUUAAACAAUACUUCAUUCAAAAUUAUCUAUGACUAUUGAAUUAAUAAAACUUAACUUAGGCCAAUGGAGAAAAAGCCGAAGUUUCUUGGGCCCCUCCCUUAAAUCCACCACUGGAUAAGAAUUAAAGAUAUUGUGCUAUCACAUAAGAUUGCGUAAACUUGUUUUAAAAUGCUUCGAUAUUGCGAGAACAAAAAUCUGUAUAGGUCUAGUAUAGAGAAUAGACGGCCUAACUUUUGUUUAUUAGUUUUGGGUACACCACUUUUUUGUAUUAAUGGAAGUUAUAUUUCUCUUUCUAUAUUGUUCUGUUGUAAUAUACAAUGCCACAACGAUUUUGUCCAUAGAUAUCAUUGACAAUAAAAUUAUCAUUAAUAUUUGAUAUUAAAAUUAAAUUACAUUUUUAUUAGUUGAUAUUUAAAUUUAUUUAGUAUUAUUUACUAAGUAGUUUUAAGAUUAAAGUUAAGUUCAAAUCUAAAUUAUUAAACAGUUUUUUAAUUUACAAGCUAAACCAAUGUUCUAAUAACUAGAAAGUCCAACAAAAUUGCCUUAAUAAUAAUUGCCCAAUAAUGGUGUAGUGCAUCUGUAAAAGUUACAAAUUAAUAAAUGCAAUAAAAAUUCUAAUUUCAUAAAUAAUUAUACCUAUGGUAUAUAAGUGAAAAUCUUAAUCAGAAACCUGUUUAACUCAUUUCGUGGCGGUUUCCUCACUGCUUCAUAUCAAAAAAAAGACGGACAUACUUCGUACGAUGGGUGCAAUCACUAUUAUUAAAGAGAAAUUGGGAAGGUAGGAUAUAGUGGAGAAAUUAAUUUGUAUCUCUAAGCAACGAUAAACCAUUGUUUACUAAAAAUGAUUCUGAGCGGAGUUCAAUUGAUAGUGAUGCUUUGGCAACAAUAUAUAUGUCAUAUUACAAUAAAAUAAUUAAAAAGGCAUUAUAUAUUUUCUUUAAUAAUAUUUGUUUAAUAUUGUACCGUUUGCCCGUUUUUUCUACGUUAUCACACUUACUGGGAAAAAUUUUGUGAAAAUCGAAAAGUGACUAAAGUACUCUCCCAGUGAAUUUUCCUUUCAGAAAAAGUACUGUCAUUGUAAAUUGGAGAAAAAUUGCUGGUAGAAAAGUCGUCUACAGAAAAAAAAAAUCGUUUUACUAAUAUAUUUCGUACAUUUUCCUGUUUUUCUCACUUUUUCCCUUUUAUUGGAAAACUGCCGGGAAAAUCAAAAAGUUACCCCCUAAGUAAUACCCCAAGAAAAUUUCCUUUUAAAAAAAGGGUCUACAUCGUAUACAUCAGAGUAAGCUUUCUGGUAGAAAAAAUGUUUACAUAAAAAAAAAGAAAAGAAAUAAACAUCUUUGUAAAACACAUACAUUGUUCACUACACUCAGAAUCUAAAACAUAUUUCUUUGAAUACAUCUAGGUAUUCUUAAAAAACCAUCGAUUCCUAUAGGUAAUCUUCAAAUAUUUUAAAUACAAACUGUAUAAAGUAAAUUAUAUUGUCAUCGAAUAUAACUUGAAGUGGUUUUUAGUAUUAAUUAAACACAAUAUUAUUUUAUCAGUAUUGUUAAUAACUAUUAAAUAUUUUAAAUGCUAUGAAAUUUAUAUUUGAAACAUCAAACACGUGCAAUGCAUGUUAUUUUUAUGAAUGAAUGAACUACCUAUAUUACGGAAAAUAAAGUGGCUAAUACACAAAAUAUUAAUUUCCCAUAAUACGCGUUAUUGAGUAUAUCAUUGUUUAAACAAUAAUUGAACUUAUCUCUUGAGUCGUCGUUUUAAUUGAUUAUUAUUUAUAGUAUUUUUUAGUGCUAUUAAUAAUUUAUAAGUGUUUGUUUGGAUGAUUUAGAAAUGUCUGAUAAUUCUUUAAUCGACUUACUUACCACGUUUUUGUUUAAUCUAUAAUUUUUUAUGAAAGCGUGUACUAAGUGUGUAAUAAAAUUCAAAGCUAAGCAAACCACUAGUUGCAGACUUGAGUUCAUAUAUUUAUAUAGGUAGUUAAAUGAUUCUGGUAUUCGGCUCGGGAUUUCAUGGUGCUAUUGCGAGUACUUGGAUACGUUUUUACUAUUCGAGCCUGAACGAGUUGAAGACCCCGAUCGAAUUAAACGAGAAUAAAAAAAAAAAAACAAUACUAAAAUUGUAACGUACCAAGAGUCUCAUAAAGAUAUACCCAUUGUAACGUCUUUGAAGAUAAUAAAGAUGAUCAAAUUCCGAUUUUUUUUUUUUUAUACACAUUGACAAGGCCUACAAAUAUUUAUAUUUUGAGUUUUCAUAAACAGUUUAAAAAAACUUUUUAUUUUAUUAUUUUUUAAAACACUUGAAGAUAGCCAUUUAAUAAAGUUUAUUCCUCUGAAAAUUUUGACAUAUUAACUAUUGAUUUUCAUGAAAUUCGUGAUUUUUAAUAAUGUUUUAAAGUUCAGAAAGUUAAAAAUUUUAAAGUGCCUAUAAUUAUGCAGCAGGCUAAAAUCGCAUUAGCUAAUUAAUUAUUAUUAUCAUGAAUAAUUUAUUGUAUAAUUUUUUUUCUCUAAACAAUGUGUAUAAUAUCUUCGUGGGACACUCUGUAUAAUAAAGAUAAAUCGCACGUACGCUCAUUAAAAAAAGAACUAAUAUUGUAGAUGGAUGCGGCCACUGUUGUAGGUAGGUAGGUAGUGGAGAAGGUGGAAUACAUAAAGUUAUUAAAUUUUUACCUGUAACCAACGACAAACCAUUGAUAACGAAAAAAAAUUCAGAGCGAAAUUCGGAUAUUUGUGUUUUGAAAGGCCGUAAUAUCUACAAUUUUUAUCAACAUUUGAUUUUAACUCUUUUAUAAAAAAAAAAAAAAGAAUACUAUAUCAAAUUAAUUUUGAUUUAACACUAAGUACUUAAAAUGAAUCUCUUAUUAAAUUUUCAAGCAUUUCUGUUUAGUCUAACAAUUUUAUACACAGAGUAUCUACCAAAUACAAAUUACGUGAAAUACUCGUAAAAUUAAAAUGUCGAUAAAUCGCUAAACAAAUUUCUCAUAUGUUCCAAAAUUUUUACCACAUCUAGAAAAAAUACAUUUUUUGUCAAAAUUUUAAGUUUCUACAAAUAUUUUUUCUUGUAUUACAACGAAAAAACAAAAUUUAAAAUAAUAAAAGUAUUAUUUUCGUAAAAUUUCCCGUUAUUUCUACAUUUUUUUUUCGAUAAUUUUAUGUUAUUGAUAAAACUACAAAAAAUAAAAAUGUAAAAACAAAUACCUUACUCAUGAACUAGUUUAAAAAUUCAGCAAAAAUGCUAGGACUCUUGUCAUUUAUUUGUUGGAGCAAUAUUUAUAGUAGUAAACAUAAUCCGUAAAAAUUUAAAAUAAUGAAAUAGUUGUGCUGUAAUUUGGAAAAAAUCGUAUAUUUCGUCUUUUUCGGUUUUUCAUAAUUAUUCAGAACACUAUUUUGGUUAACAAAAAAUGACUGACUUACUCUGACAGUAGCGAAAUAUUAACAGGAAUAAAAUCGAUCUCAUGUCAUUUUUGUAUUGGAGCAAUAUUCUAGUAGAAAACAUCGUUUUAAUAAAAUAAAAACAAUGAACGCCGUAAUGCUGCCGUAAAUACUUGCCGUUUUACCUGCAAUUUUCUUUCAGUUUUUCCAAAUUAUUUCGAAAACCCCUUAGAAAAACAAAAUAUGAUCUUCUCAAUUCACCAAUUAGAAAAAAAUUAUCUUUCAUAAGAGGUACUGUACUCUAUACUUUGGAGCAAAAUUUCUGGUAGAAAAGUUGUUUACAUAUACGAAAAAAAAAAUACACAUCAUAGUACAGCCAAACCAUAAAUGUGUAACCAAAAACCCGAACCUAAAAACUGUAGAUAUAAAUAUGAAAAUAAUCGAGAAAAGAAUAAUAUACCAAGUGAUAUUUUAUUCGCUUUUGUUUUUGAAAUAAGUUGUCUACUGCAAGACUGCGUGCCCACUACACACUGUUAAAUCAGCAGUGAUUUAUAUGUUAUAAUUUGUUGAGUGGAAAAUAAUGUAAAAUGGACUUGGUGGAUUGAGGGGGAAUGUGAGAACUAAUUUCGGUUAAGUACCUUUAGUGAGAACGACAGACGAGUUAAAUAGAUUACUGCUUGACAGCCUGUUUGAUUAAACAAAAUAUUUACAAUUUAAAAUUUAAAUGAAUAAAAUAAAACCUUAAUAGAUCGUGUAUUAUUUAAUAUAAUAUAAUUUAUUAUUAUUGCUACAAUCGAACUCAAUACCUUUGUACCGCCAGGAGAUUAUUCACAUAUCGCAUGGUGUCCUUAAAACGAUUAUGGGAAUUCUUUCUUUUUUUCUUUUUUUUUUUUUUUACUUCUUUUUAGCUUUUAUGUGAUCGCAAGUUUUAGUUUUGAAAAUUUGUAUACAUUGUAUUUAAACGAACAAAACGUGGACGUAUUUUAGAGCAGGCCCACAGACUAUAGAGAGUUUAGAAGUCGAGAAUUUUCUUUUUAAUUAAUUAGUCCCGGUUAAGCGGGGCGUAUUUCUCUUGAUUUUAACGGCUUUUGGGUACCAAUUUUAAUGUAUUAAAUGCUCGUGUAAUGAUUGUAUAUUGUAUACUCAUGAAAAACUCAGGAUAAUAUUAUAUCUGAAACCGUUCGCAGUGUAAAAUAAUAUACGUAUUUACACGGAUGCGAAAUCAUCUAUACUUAAAACUGUUGACUGCUACGAGUACAUUUUUAUGCACACAGGAUAUUAUUACGCGAGGCCACGAUAAUUAUUAUAGGUUCCGCCUAGAGAGUUGUGUCUGUUUUUAACAAAAUUGUUUAUUUUUAUUUCAUCAUAUAUUCAUGGAUAUAAUAAAUUGUAUUUAAAUAUUUGUUUACCAACUGAAAUAAUCGGUUCGGGUUGGCCACAUUAUCAAUAUCCCUUAUAACCAACCCGCAUAUUGUCGGAUCCGGGGAGGGGGGGGGGUGGAGGACAAGAGCCUCGUCACUCGCCCAGAAUAUAAACUAUACAACAAUUUUUACUCUCAUAAAUAAUUAAUUGUUUAACGCAUAUAUAUAUAUAGUACAACAUUUUCAAGGAAGAAAAGCGGAGAGGAGGGAUGAAUUUAUUGAUUUGUACUAUGAAAUAUUUGUUUUAUUGUUUUCUGUCUUAUCGACAAAUUUCUUACCCGAAAUCUCAAUUCAAUCAAUGGUUUAUCGGUGCUUACAGAUAUAAAUUAAAUAACGUUUAUGGGUCCUACCUUUUCGACUUCCCAUCUAAAACAAUAGCUGCUCCCAUCACCAGUACUACCUAUUUUUUAUUUUUUUUCGCUUAGUAGUAAUAUUUUUAGGGAACCUCCUUCCAAAUUCAAUUCUGGAUUCGCCACUGAACGCACAUGCGUACGUAAUCUUAUACACGCAGUGAAAAAAGCAACUGUUUGAGUACGAAUGUGUGUACUCAAAAACCAAAUGAUAAUAACAAGUUUGUACAAUUUGUUGUACUCAUAGCGUUAAUGACAAUGCACUUGAAAAACCCACGACAGUAAACAAGCUACAUGCUAUUAUAGUAUUGUUCUUUUUUCUUAUUGUAAUUCAGUUAAAAUUAUAGGUAGAAACUUGAAAUUUGGACAAAAAUUUAAAUUGGCCUUUUCUAGGUGUGAAAAAACGUUCAAAACAUUUGUGGAAUUUUUGAGCUAUUUAUACAUUUUUAUUCUGUAGGUACUUUGUAGAUAAAAAUGUUGUACUAAACAGAAAUGUUUUUGACGGGAAAUUUAUUAUAUGUCGUACUUUAUGUUAAAAAAAAAAAAAAAGAGUUUUAUGUAUUUUUUUUUUUUUUUGUGAUAAUUUUAAUAUCAAACUUUGACGAAAAUCCCUACCCAUCGUACGAAGUAUGUCCGUUUUUUUUCAAUUAAUAAGUAUUGUUACUUUUUUUAACACCCCCCUUUGAAAAUUUUUGGCUACGCGCCUGACAUCUUACACAAUAUGAAAAAAGUGUUUGAAAAAAAUAGAAAAAUGAAUUUUCGAAUGUUACACCGGUUAACGACAAUAUUAACUUAUGGUAUUCGACAUCAAAUAUCGGUUUUGUGUUAGUAUCGAAUAUCGAAAUACCGGAUAUCUGAGAAAAGUCAUAUCGGCGAUAGAAUAUUUUGUUCUUCGGGUGUUUCACUAUACCACUACACCUAUUGUCCUAAAUUGUUACACACUAAUACCAUUAUUUUAUAAGGUGUAUUUUUUACGUAAGGUUUUUUUUUUUUUUUUUUACAUCAUCGUGUUAAAUACAAUCAAUCGUUAUCGCGGUGUUCGAAAACUAUAUAAUAUAUGUUAUCGUUAAUGUAUGGCAUUCCGUAAUUCUAUAAAAUAACUAGUAAUUUUAUAGAUUUACAGGCACAUUCAGUUAAUGCAUUGAAUGAAUACAAAAAUAUAUACUUCAACUGAUUAUUCAACAUACUAACUACUAAGUAGAUAUUUUAUAAACUAACAAUAACGAUUUAGUUAAAAUAAAUACAAAAUUAUUAUUACAUCCAUGUAUAAAAUAUUAAUAUUCACUUUGAAAAUGUUUAUUCUGAUUUGUAUAACGUCAAUUAAUUAGAAUUAUUAAAUUAUUAAAAAAGUUACAAAUAAAAAAAAAAAAAAAAUUAAUAUUCAGUCUCGUAUAUUAUUGUAAAAUGUUUAUUUAUUCGUACACGAUGGCUUAAAUUAUAUAAAUUAGCAUAACCCAUUCGGUAUUCUAUAUAUUAACUAGUAAAACCGUGUCAUCGUGUAAAAUUAUUAACGAGUAUAUUUAGGAAUUUUAUAGAACAACUAGUUAUUUAAUAAAAUAACGCGUUACAUAUGUUACCGCUAACAUAUUAUGUAUAAUUACCUACGAACCUGCGUUCACGUUCAUAUUCCGUGAAAAACACGUGAACCAGUGUCGGUAUUGAAAAUUUUUUAUAAUAAUGUUUAGAAUCUCAAUAUAAGCACUCGUAUACCAUACAUAAUAAAAAUCAUUACAGAAUUGGACUCCUCGAGUGGGUCGACUUUAUAUCUAUAAUUAUAUGUAACACAGAUUAACAAUACGUGUAGGUGUAGUAAUAUGAAAAACACAACGUGAUGUCUACGCCUUGGAAAAUAUUUUAAAACUAUUUUUAAUGUCUUAGGUGAUUAAACGGGAGGGAAGUUAAGUGGUAUAAUAAUAUUACUUUUAUAUUAUUUAAUUUAUACAAUAAAAAUCAGGUACCCCAAUGGCAAAAUCGUCCGACCUCCAUUGGAAUAAUUUGUCUUGUAAAAAUCGCGUUAACGAAUAACAAUAUAAUAUUUAUUAUUUUUAAGUUUAGUAAUUUUCCGGAAUGAAAAUCUUCAGUGACUAACACUGUUGGGUAUUCGGAUUCAGAGGCGUAUUCAGAGCAGAUGGGUCUUCAGCCCGAAAUUUAUUGUUUUUUAUAAGUAUUGUUUUUAAAAUAUAAUAUAUAAUAUCCUAAAUAAACUACAAUAUUAUGUAACUAAUCAGCCCCUCCUCUAUAAAAAAAAAGUUCCUAGAUACGUCACUGCUCGGACCAGUUAUAUGUAUACCUAUACUGCAGUAUACUCAUUUAUGCAGGAAUAAAAGCAUUUUUUUUUUUUUUUUUUUUUUUGUUAAACUAUACAUAAAUACCGAGAUACUAGUAGAUAUAAAACAUAUUAAACACUUACUUUCAUAAAUAAAAAUAAAACAAAGAGUGUUUUCUUAAUAAAUAAUAAAACUGUCCAACUUUAAUUGAAAACCUAAUUUUUAUUUCCAUGCAACGUUGCCAAAUAUUUACACGGUAAAUACCCUCACGGAUUUUUUCUAUCCAUACGUAAAUAAACUACUACUUUAACGGGUUAUUUAUUAGUUUAUUGCUUAUAAUUUCCGACAGCAAACUUGUAUAAUGAAUCAGAAUUAAAUUGUUUUAAAUUCCCAUAUAGGUACGAAUAUACUAUAAUUGCGUGCACUGUCAGUCGUGUUUGUAAUUCAGAUGUGUCAGCCAGUGUUCAUAAUAUUGGUGAAUAAUAAUAUUUUUUAAUAUUGAUUUUCUAAAAUGAAAAAUAGUUCGGAAAGAAGAAAAGAUUUGAUAGUACUGAAUGGACACACAUACAGACAACGGGCUGAUAGUUAUCUCAGACGGAACUAGGUGCUGUAAAAAAUAAUGUACAGCUAUACACUGUUACUAGUGAUGGAUAAUUCAAUUAUACUCGUAGAAAAUACUAGUAAGCAUAACCACCCUGUUUUUUCAGUUCAAUAAAUCGUUAGGAAAGUUCUACAUGGGAAUUGCAAAUCGAAAACUAUAAGUUCCAUAUUUGACCGACCGAUAGAGCAUAAAGAUAUAAAGUCGGUUUGAUAGCCUGUGUAUAUCGAAAGACGAUCGACUUCACUUUACCAUUAGAAAAUUAACCUUUUAGCGAUUAAAAUAUUGUUAUAAUAUUUAAUAACAAUUAUUAACUUUGCAACGUUACUGCCAAUUUCGGGUGCAAUCGUACGUCUUUGAGGGGUGAUAAAAUAUAAUAAUCAUAUUCUUUGUUAUUUUGGCACCUUACGCAAUCGUGUACUCAAAAACGUGAACCGUGCGCAAUUGUAUCGCGCCCAUAUAAAUAUCUUCAUUCUUCAGAACAUGCGAGUAUAGGUUAGUUUUUUAAAUUUAAUUUUCGAACAUUUAAAACAUUUACGAGUAAAACGUUUUAAACGAGUGUUUAAAGCAAUUCGCAACCCUGAACUGACAUGUAUCGAAACACAAAAUGGACGACUAAAAUUUUAAUAGAUACCUGCCGUAAUAAUGCAUAAUGUAAUCGUAUAAUUUGUAUAGCGAUAUAGGUCACGGAAAGCACACUCAAACUCAAUCGUAUCAUGCGUAGUUAUAAAAAUUAAACUGUUUUCAAAUAAUAUUAACGAAGCGUGAUAUUAUAGCUACAAUUAAAAAUUAUAAAAAUGUAUUAUUCCACUACCUACGUAGUAUAAUAAACGAAGUGCCACAUAUAAUUACUUAUAUCUAAACGAUUUGAAUUAACUAAUAAUUGAUUAACAUUCUAAGAAACGGAACUGAAUUCGAAUAUUUUUGAAUAACCAGACCAAAACUGAAAUCCAUAUUUUAUAAUUAUAAAAAAUACCGUGUUUUACAAUUUGUAACUAUACAAAUUUUGUUUUAUAUUUUCAUGUUUUCAAAAUAACCUGUUGACUGUAUCUGUAUCUGCUCUUGGUUUAGAUUUGUAUUAGUAGAUUAUAUUAUUAUUGUUUUUGAUAAAUACAAGUAUAAAUAUAGGUAAGUGCUUAAUAAAUUAUUAUACCCGGCAAAAAGUUGUACCUAGAUAUCUAGAUAUGUAUUUAUUAUUUCAUUGUACAAAAUUAAUGCGGUUAAUAGCUACCCUGAAAUUCAUAUUUAUUAAAUAAACACUCAAUAUUAUUGUAAAAUCUUGAAUAUGGAGUUAUCAUUUUAACUCACAUUUUGAUUUAAAUCCACAUUAACCGUAGUGAAGUAUAUUACAUUUUUUUGGGGGGUCCGUAAUUUAUAACAGUUACCGACCUAAAUAUUUAAUUAAAAGGAGUUUAAUAUUAAAUAAUUAUGUACCUAUAUAAAUAUAAAUAUAAAUAUACCUAUAUUCCAAUCAUCUAAUCACUUAAUUGUUAAGUUACACCAACUGUUAAAACUGUUUCAACAAAAGUUUAAAUUCCUUCGUAUAUUAUAUUGGAUGAGCUAGAUUUUUCCAGUGUAUACACUAUACACUCUAUAUUUGAAGUAGGAGAGUAGUAAAUUCGAUCAAUAAACUUUAGAUAAUAAUAUAUUACUUGGUAAAUACAGUGGCGGAUCCAAGAGUUAUGCAAGAGAUGGGGGCGAAUUUUUUUGUAUUGAAGUGAGAUUUUUUUUUUUCAUGUUGUACAAAAUUAUGGAUUAAAUGUUUUACAAUUUAUUUAAAUAAUGAGUUAGGUGGUACAUUUUUCACAAGUUAAGCCUUACCUGUUCAAAUUUAAUUCAAUUUAAUUUUGACAAAAUAAUUUAGACAAUAUUCAUAUUAAUAUUUUUAUUUGAAUAAAUUAAAUUUAAAAUGGAAAACUCGUGAAUUUAUAAAAGUAGAUCUUGUAGAUCUUUUCUAUUUUUAGCAAAUCUGUUUAUAAUAUCAUCCGCAUUUAAUUCUAUAUCCCUAUGGAUAUGUAGAAACCUCAAAUCAGUCAACCUUUCCCAUUUUUGCCCUUAACCAGAUUUUCAAUUUAAAAAUAUUAAAGCUUAAAGUAACAAACUAAAAAUUGCAAAACAAUUAUAUACUAGUAAAAGCAAACUAUGACAGUACCUACUAAUAAAUACUUGUACAUAAAUAUAUUAUAAAACAAUAGCUACCCAUUUAAUUAAAUAUCAUAAACAUCCAUAAUUAUUUUUUAAACGAUUUAAUAGCAUAUUUUACUUUAAACUACAACCUCUUGAAAAUGUUAAAAUAAUAAUCUUACCGUCGCGCGACGUAAUGUAGACAAGCUUCUUUUAGCAAAUGCAACGCUUACAGACUAAGCACAAAGCAUAAUAAGCAUACAUCUUAUAAUUGGGUAAAUAUCAGCAGCGCAUUUAUCUAAGGCUGUAAAAAUGUUAUCAGAUUUAUUACCUGAAAAAUGAAAGUAAAUAUUGAUUAUAAUAUUGCACAAUCAUGACUAUAAUUUAAUCAUUAAAAUUUUAAAUACUAACUGAUGAAAAGUUACGUUUUGAUGUUAAAUGUUUCCAUCUUUCUAACCAUAAUUCCACCUCUGAGAUUAAUAUUGACUUUGAAAUAUUCGGGAAAAAUGUAAAUUCAUUGAUAACUUUAUUAAUCUGAGUAACUCUUUAAUAUUAUCCAAGUUGUAGUAUUUCUUGAUACUAAUUUCAUUAAUACUUGUAGUUUAUAAUUAUUACGAUUGAGAAAGAUAAUAAUAUUCGUAAUUAACGAUCAAACCAGUUAGUUUUAAUCAUCAAAUAUAGGCACUUUAGUCUAUAUUUUCGUGAUAUUUUACCAGACACCAGUAUUACUUCAUUUGACUCAUCAGAAUCAGCUCCCGUCAUAGCUUUAGAAUUUGAUCGCCAAUAAUAACAAUUACACUGCACUUAAAAUACAUACGUUAAUAUAAAUUUACAUAUUCGACCCAAGCGGAGGGGGGUGAUCACCUCGUCGCCCCCUCUCCUCAAAUCCACCACUGGGUAGACAAUGUAGUAGGUCAGACAAAUGGUAGAUAAAAUACUAUAUGUAAGAAGGUCGUCAAAUUUCCUAUCAGAUCCGUAUGUCAUAGAAAUCGUGAAAAACGAAAAAACAACAAGAAUAAUAAAUUCCAUCGUUAUCGAUAUUUAAAUAAUUAUAAGCUCUACUCGAAUUUUUGAUUUUUAUGCAAUAGUUUCUAUAACGAUAUUGCAAAGAAAAAAGAAUGAGAUUUGAUUUCGAUUUUAGGGUAGGUAUGCCUGGUUUAUAGGUACUUUAAAUCACUUUCAUAAUGUCACUAGGGUUCACGUUUUUUCCAUUAUACCGGUUAACCAGUAUACCGAUUAUCGCUCAAAUACCGCUCAAACGGUUUACCGUAAUACCGGCACAUAUCGUAAAACCGUAAUACCAACGUAUACCAGAUCGUAGCUUAUAGAGCUAAAAUAUCGUUUGAAGUGUAAACCGUAUAAUACCGUGUUUAACGACUUGAACUAGUUACUUCCAUGGAAUAAAACGUUUUGUAACGAUUUACACCUUUACUAGUAUUGCCAUUUAUACAAUUAUACAGCUAUAUUUAGGUAGUUGUUUAAAAAUUAAACACUCAUAUUUGGUGCUAUAGUCCAAUAAUUUUAUUAUUGGGUAUAGGCAAAUUUGGAACACAACCCCUUUCACCACGCACACACACACACACACACACACACACACACACACAGAUGUGAUCAAAUAUCCACUUAUGCUAACACGUAGAGUAUUGACUUUGAAAUAUGUAAUUUAUAAAAUUUUACGUAAAUUAUAAAAGAUAUUUGUUACUUAUUUGGUUUUCACUGGAAUAUUUACAACUCGUUUUUAAAGAAGUGGGAGGUACAUUUACAUAAUUUAGACAGUUAAGUCCAUCUUAAUCAUACCAAGCUGAUUAAUUGUAUAAAAGUUGUGUACCUCUGGAGGGGGAUUUUAGAAAUACCAAAUACUUCCCACACCGUUAUUACUAUACACCAUUUUUAAUAAACUUUUUCCAAAUGUAUUUCAAGUGAUAACUUACUCGACUAACCAAAAUAUGUGUAAUGUUAUGCUCACAUAACAUAAUAUUAUAACUGUAUAAUUAUUUAUUAUUUAUAUCAUUACAAAAAUGUAACUAAAAGAUUCAAAUAUGGCCGAGUACUUGGUAUUUCACAAAGGAAAAUAAUUUAAUAAAUCUAACGGAUCGUUCGCUAUUCAAGAGGGAUGCAAGCUUAUCUACAAACAAAAUAAUUUAUAUAUGUGUCAAAUAUAACAGAACUGCAUGCCAUCUGUUACGGCCCUUUGAGGACACUGCCGCCUCAGUCAUACUAUUGUAUAUUGUCUUCUUUUCACAAUUCGAGUAUUACUUACUUUAUAUCGAUAUAGACGCGAUUGCCGCCUGUUCUAUCUUUUUAAGCACACAAAUUCCAGUGGGCUUCUAUCAUUCGAGAAAAAUCAACAUCCAAUCAUUUACCAUCAUUUAGAACAUUCAAAUAUAAGUGUUAUAAAAUUAAGCAAUAAAUACACAACAUCAAUCGGCCCUUUGAUGAUACCGCCGUGCCGUCAUCAUUCUUUCACACUAUAUACCGUUACAAUUAUUUCAAUACAAAUUUCAAAUCUACGCAUAACACUUUAUUUAUGGUUGACCUUUUUUUAUUGCCUUAUAUAAACACAUAAAAUGUAACGGUUUUUUCUAUUGAAAAUUAAGCGUCUUGAUCCCUCUAGAAACCCCAAGACGAACACUCUGUCGAGAAUCCCACACACAGCAACAACUACGCUCCACCAAUUUCUUUCGAGAAUCUCUCUCGAAUAGCUAACUCCGACUUUUAGCAGCUAUAAUCACUCGUGUUCGAUUUAUUUAUUAACGCACUUUGUAAUUAAACCUUUUAUUUUCCUAGUUUAAAAAUUAGCAUUUUUUAUCUGAGUGCACACAGAUGUUAAGUGUUAAUUAAUUAAAUUAAUUUGUCUUAAUUAAAUUGUGAUUGCCGUCCAACGACUCCAGGUUCACGUGAGGUUAUCCAUAAGUAUACACCCUAACGUUCCAACACCGUGGGCAGGUAACAUAAUUACAUUUUUCUUUAGUUAUUCAUUUCGUCACCAUUCUCGGAUUCACGACUCCGAAAUAUAGGAAGGAAGAUAGUAAUACAACUAGUAGGCUGAGCCUUUAUUAUGAUUAGAGAUAAAUUAUUCUUUGUAGUACCAAAACUUAGAUCGACUGUUUCACACUACAUAAGCACAUUUUUAUACCUACUCCUUUAUAUUACAUUCUUUAUAGAUAUCUCUACGUGAUUAUCUUAUUAUUUUAAAUAUAAUUAUCUUUUACUUCUAUACUUAGUGUCCUAAGUCUACUAUCUCCCCCUAACCACCCCUCUCCCUUUUUAUCAUCCCCCGUCUCAACCGUUUUUAACUCCCCCUCUCAUUUGCCCCCCCCCCCUUUUCCCUUCUUUUCCUUAUUUUUAUUUUACCUUUUCUAUUUUUUGUAUUACUACAAAUUGGCGCCCAACUUUCAAGCUCAAUUUUACUUGCUGAGAAUUGUGACGAAUUAUUGAAUAUAACAGUUAAAGUACUUUAUUAUUUAUUUACUUUACAUCUAUCAUUUUUUAUAAUACCUAUACAAUAAGAAUUAUACAAAGUGAAAAAAAAAAAAUUAAUAAAUAAAUAUUACUAAUUAAACAGAUUAAAACAGUUAGUUAAAUAAAUCGAACUUUUCAUAUAUAAACGUUCAUACUUAUUAAUUUAAAAAUAAAUAUAUAAAAGAGAACACAGAGAAUUAGUAGAAAAUCGAAAGAGUGGAUAUUAGUAUACCUCAUACAUUUUUAGAAAAAUUUAUUUCCAUUUAUCUUUCAAAUUAAAUGAUAAUUGUAGAAUAUUGAAAAUUUAUCACCAUUUAAAGAAUAAAAAAAAAAUGUAUAAAUAAAGAAAUAUUAAUUAAAUCUGACCCUAAGUUCUAAAUUAAUAAAUCUUAAUUAGACUAAAGAGGCAGUAAAGGUAAAAAAUAAAACAAAAAUUUUAAUACCCUAAAGAGACUAUUAAGUCCGAGUGGUUAAUUAUUGUUUUUAUUAUUGUAUUUAAUUUCAAAAAAAAUAUAAAACCCUAAAGACACUAUUAAGUCCAAGAGGUAAAUAAUUAUUUGUAUUAAAACAGAAACAUCUAAUAAAACUAAAAAAAAAAAAAUAUAUAUAUAUAAAAUAUUUAACAAGAUACAGAUUAUUCGUGGGUUAAUAUAACUUUUUCUCUCAUCGCUCAUAAUUCGAAUAAAUAGAAUAUUUGGGUUUACAUAUAAAUAGGUAACGGAAACAAUACGUACUAAAAUAACAAAAAUUCUCAAAUGUCUGAAUUAGAACAGGAUAACCAGGACAAUACAAAACUUCCCAUUAUAGAUUUUACAGCAAUAUCCACAACUUGGGUUCAUAAAUUAACUAAAGACAAAUUAAUUAUCGAAUUAUCUCGCCUAAAUCUAAUAACAACAGGGUUGGUAGCCGAUUUAAAAGCAAGGCUACUUAGAUAUUUGAGAGGAGAAAAUAAUCCAGAAGUGUUUAUUAGUGAAAAAACUAAAAAUAAUUGUGUUAUCGCACCAGAAUCGUUAAACAAAAUAGAUAAAGUCAAAAUAAAUCCAAUAAUGAGUGAUAAUAAAAGACCUUAUUUCAAACAGGGUAAUUUUUCGGGGGCCAUAUCAGAAAACAUAGAUACAUUUUUAAAAAAAUACAAUAGGGCGGCAUUUAUAAAUGGUUGGUCUGAGACAGAUAAAACUCAAUUUAUUUCUGUCUUCUUUCUUUCUACUUUUUACGAUAAUUUGCAAUACUCUUCAGACAAAUUAGAAUGGGAAGAUAUAGAAAAUAAAUUACGUUUAGAAUUUGAACCUAUAGAUAUGCAAACUGAUAUGCUUCGUAUGAUUCUGGAAAAAAGAAAACAAUUGCCGGACGAACAAACGGUCGCGUAUAUUAAUGACGCCGAAUCCCUAUGUAGAAGGAUUGAUAAUCAAAUGCCCCAGGAGGAAAUGAUUAGAAAUAUUAUGAAGGGAUUAAAACCAUCCAUAGCCCGAUAUAUAGGUAUAAUGGGUAACGAAACACUGGCUGAAUUAAAAAAGAAUGUUAGGAAAUAUGAAAUGGUUGAAUUUAUGAUAACGGAAGAUACUCCUAAAACCCCUUUUGAUAUUGAAACGGAGACGAUACAGUCUAAAAUACAACAAAUAAAUAAAGACAACAGUUCAAAGAAACCUGAAAUUGAUAGAUUACGUGAAGAAGUAGAGAAUUUAAAAUGAUUAAUAAACUCCGGAAAUCCUAAACAAAAUUGUAUAGACAACCAAUACAAUAACUCAUCACCGAACUUUAACGAAUAUCCGAGACAAAACAAUUAUAACCAGCCAUGGUAUGGGCAACCAUCAAAACCACAUUUCGAUAAUAAUUACCAGCCUAAUAAUAUCAACAGAUACAGCCAGCCGUUCCACUCAGAAAACCCCACGUGUAAUCAAAGAUACGCAAAUAAUGACCCCCCAAAUAAAUAUAAAUUUUCUAACCAAACAAAAUCGUGUUCAUUUUGCUCGAGAAAAGGGCAUUAUGAGGAGGAAUGCUAUCAGAAAAAUAAACAACCUACCAUCUCGUGUCAAAUAUGCAAUAAACCCCUCCACUCCGCUGUGAGUUGCCACAUUUUUAUUAAUAAGUCAAAAAACUAGAAAAUAGGUUAAAUAUAGUAUUUAAAUAGAAUAGAAUUUUUUUAACUUCUCAAUUUACUUAAUCAGUUCUGAUAUACGAGACUGUAAAAUACUAUAAAUUGUAUAAUCACUAGCGUUCCUAAAAAAUGUAACAUCGUUACAGAAUACGCAUAAUAUAUAAAUCAAAACCCAUAACGCCUAUGGCACGUUAAACAGUGUCAAUGUUAGUUAACACGAGUAUCAAAUAACAGGCCAAAAAAGACGGGCAUAUACUUCACACGGUGGGUGAGUUUCUGUUGUAGAUAAGAAGUUGGGAAGGUAUAUAAAGAUAUAAAAGGAUAUAGAGAGGAAUUUAAUUUAUAUCUGUACUCAACGAUAAACCAUUGCUAAUGAAAAACGAUUCGGAGCGAAGUUUCUUUUAUACGUGUAUGUACAUUUUCUCGUCUUUCCUUCGUUUUUUCCCAAUGAUUAUCACAACACAAAAAAAUUGUUCAUUGCGGAUUAAAAAUAAAAAAAAAUAAAAAAAAAUACAUAAUUGAAAACCCGAUAUGUUCCUCACUACGCUCCAGAUCUUAAAUGAAAUUUAUUAUUUUAUCUUUUUAUAAUUAAAAAAAAUAAUAAUUUAAGAAUAAUAACUACAAAGACGUUUAACGUUCAAUUCAAUCCUAUAAAAUAUAAAUAACGAAACGUCAAAUGUUAAGUAAUUGGUAGCUGGGUGCAUACCCAAAAUAUUAUACCAACUUUAGAGAAACAAAUAAUGCAUAUAGGUAUAUAAUAGUUUUAUUUUACCUAUAUAGGUAUCUUAAGAGCAGUUUCGAAUAAUAUUAAUUAUUAUAUUUUCCAUAUUAUCUUUGAUGUUAUACUUUUUACACUAUGCGAUCAAAGAACUAAAUUAUAGUGUCAACAGUAAUAAACGUCUACGGAAAAUAAUAUGAUGUUAUGUUGGUUUAAAUCUCGUCGUUUUUCUCGUAUAAUAUAGUUCGUUAAAAUAAUAUUAUUUUAUUAAAAGACUAAACGAAAAUUAAUGAUAAUAAAUCUAUUCUCUUAACGAAGACUGAUAAAAUAUAAUAAGUACUACAAUCGGUUUAUAAGCUUAGAACCGUUCAAUAUUUUAAUUUUGAUUCCUUCCCCUCAAAUAAAUUUACAUUUUACACAAUAAAAAAAACUUAUAUUUUAAUAACAAAUUUAUAUUAUAUGUAUAUUUUUUACAUUAAUAAAAACACUUGGACACUUCAAAUUAAUUUUUAAAUUUAAUUGAUUAAUAUUAACCGCACUCUUAUAUCUUACAAUUAUUAUUUAUUUAUUUAUAAAGAGUCACAGAAAAUCAAAAACUGUUUUUAUUUCCCUUGGACGAAGGUGAAAGAGAGGGCUGCGUAUGAGUUGGAUUCCCGGGUAUCUGUUUACCUGCACCGAUACCGAUGAAUUGAUUAUGUGGCUAUUGAGAGGGAUAUAUCCGAAUUGGUUCCCGUUUAAAUUUUUGAUGUAUCCACUACUGGUCAAAUUGAUUCCCAAUGUUCGCAGUAAGAUAGUCGACCACACACACGUUUCCUAUCCCAUUCUUACAGAUUUAGGACCGUCAACUUACUUAGAAUUACUUAGAUUUUAUGCUAGAAAUAUUUCUAUAUUUUAUAUUCGGUAUACAUAACCAUACAGAUACGUAUAACCAGGUGAAUUUACGUUAUCUUAAUUGAUUGUGGUGUUUUGGCAAUAAGCCGAUAUUACAUUAUUUUAUUGCCUCAAUAACUGUAAAAUAUCCGCCGUAGUAUGAUAAAAGUUAAAUAAAAGCUUAAAAGUGUACUACACUAUACCUACAAUCAUUGUGUUCAUUGUUUAAAUGUAGGUAUUAAACGGGAACCUAUUCAGCUCACCUUCAUAACAUACCUUUUUCAAACGGGAACCAAUUCAGCUCACCUUCAUAACAUACCUUUUUCAAACGGGAACCAAUUCCCCAAUGUGGAGUAUGAGCUCGGGGACUGUUCAUUCUCCACUACCAAAAGGAGCCAUGGGAACACACGUAAUUUCGGAAUAAAUGAACUAUAAAAUUAAUGACAAUGAACAGAUUGAUUGAUGAACAAUGAAUACCUAAAAUAUUAUAAAUAAAGUUUUAACAUGGCAUAGUACGAUUCAAAAUAUGAACAAAUUAAAAAAAAGACAAUUCUUGAGACUUGUCAGUCGACCUCCCCGUGGUCUCUUGGGUAAAGCUAAUUAGCAGAAAAACAUUAAACAUUUAUUUAUUUAACAUUUUUUUAUCAUAUUAUUACUGAUAUACAACAAUAGAGGAAUCAACUUGUUUAUACUUCUUAACAGCCAUAGAAGUAACUAACUAAUAUAUAAAUAUAUAAAGCAGCGUUUCUCAACCAGGGGGUCGUGACCCCAGGGGGAGGUCGCGAACACCUUGACUCGGGGUCGCGCAGGUCAAAAAUAAUAANCCAAAUACCAAGUUUUUUGAUAAAAGCAUUAACUUUAUCUGACAUUAUUAGAAUGUUAUUUUCACGGCCUUGUAAGCUUAUAUUCAAGUUAUUCAAAUAUGAAAAUAUAUCACUCAAAUAAGCCAAAAAUAGUAAUGUCUCGUUAUCUUGGAAAAAAGUUAAAAAUGUGUUAUUUCGAUCUUUAAAAAAUAUUUUUAUUUCAUUUCGCAACUCAAAAAUCCGCGUUCAAACUUUUCCUCGUGACAACCACCUAACUUCGGUAAAGAAAAGCAGUGACUUGUGCUUGGAGCCCAUUUCUUCACAUAGUGUGGAAAACAAUCUGCACUGCAGCGGUCGACUUUUAAUAUAAUUUACUAUUUUUACAGCUUCAGAUAACACAUUUUUUAAAUUAUCUGGCAUUUUUUUUGCGGCAAGUGCAUGCCUGUGAAAAAAACAAUGUGUCCAUUCAAUAUGUGGCAUUAAGUCUUUUAAUUUUAUUAUUAAACCACUAUUUUCCCCUGUUAUUGCUCUUGCACCAUCAGAACACACUGAAAUACAUUUGUUCCAGUCCAAAUUUUCAUUUUUUGUUGUUUCAAUAAAUAAUUCAAAAAGACCUUGUCCAGUAGCAUGACCAGGUAUUGAUUUGUAAAAAGCAUUUUUUCUUUAAUUGUUCCGUCACGUUCGUAGCGAACAAAACAUAAAAAUUGUGCCAAGUUUGUUACGUCUGUUGAUUCGUCAAACUGAAUAGAAAAAUACUCGCUUGAUUUUAGAUUUUGUACUAUUUGAUUGUGCACAUCAGUGACAUUUCAUUAAUUCGUUUUGAUAUUGUCUCAUUUGAAAGAGGAAUAGUUUUUAAUUUUUUUGCUUCUUCUGCACCUAUCAUAAUAUUGACCAUAUCAAUAGCAGCGAGUAGAAUGAGGUUNAUGAGGUUCUCAGCAAUCGUGUGCGGCUUUGAUUCCCUAGCUACCCUAAGUGCUACUAAAUAUGAUAUCUCGAGUGUUGCAGUGUUAUUCUGACUUGAUUUAAGAAUACAAGUUUGUUGAUUUUUUUUUAAAAAAAAGUGAUUUACGCUCAAAAAAGUCAAUUGGUUUUUUACUAAAAGUGGAUGAUUUGUUUCUAGAUGUCGAAUUAAUUUUGAAGGUUUCAUACUUUCUUGAGAUAGAACUUGAAAGCAAACAACACAUUGCGGCUUAUUAUCAAGUGAAAUAAACCCAUNCACGAUCAAGAAUAGGACUUUUUAAGUUUACAUUUUUUUCAAUGUAAUUUGAUGUUAAAUCAAAUGCAUCAAAAUCAAUUGGUUUUUUUACUAAAAGUGGGUGAUUUUUUUCCAGAUGUCGAAUUAAUUUUGAAGGUUUCAUACUUUCUUGAGAUAGAACUUGAAAGCAAACAACACAUUGCGGCUUAUUAUCAAGUGAAAUAAACCCAUACUUCAAAUACUCAUUGUUAUAUGACCUUAAUUUGUUUUUCACUGGUUCACUAGAAGUAGACGGAGCAUUACGUUUUGUUAUAUAUUUAUCCAUGAUCAUUAAUUCAAAUUACACAAAACUAAAAAGACGCACUAAAAACCAACUUAAUAAACGCAAUAUCACAUGAGUUUAACAACACGAGCGACGCGCGACUGUCAUCGAUAAAUUAAUCGUUUCAUAACACACAAAAAUAAUAUUAAAAAUAACAAUAAUAAGCAGUCGAUUAAAUGUAGAUAUCUCAUCAAUAAAACGGGCACUACUUCACUAAUGGAAAUUCCUAACGACCCAAUACAAACUUGAUAAACUUAAGUUACUAGGUAUGGUAUUUAUAAAUUGGUAUUUAAAAUGUUAUAUUUCGUUUGGUUAAUGAUAGGAUAUUUUUACUGUUUAAAUUUUUACCUAACCUAGAUGGACGGGGGGGGNGGGGGGGGGGGGGGGGGGGUCGCGCAGUGAUUGACUAUAUUUUAUACCUAUUUUGGGGGUCGCGACACUAAAAAGGUUGAGAAACGAUGAUAUAAAGUAAAUCAACUCCGAAUUUUUCGACUUUCACAAUAAUUCCCAUAAUCGUACGAAUAUUUAACAAACUAUUUUAAGAAACAAAAUCUGCUGAGUUUAAGGUAAAUUCGUUUGUGAUCAAAUCGAUUUUAUUAAAUCUAGGAUGUAUAAAAUGACGAGAUAUUAUUGUUUUUAGUAAACAAUUUGAACAUUUGAAUAGGUUAAAAAGGUGGUUAUACUUUGCAUGUGGGUGAAGCUAUUGUUGUAGGUGGAAAGUUGAAAAGGUAGUAUACAUAAGGGAAUUUAAUGUAUAUUUGUAAGCAAUGAUAAUCUAUUGCUCAUAAAAAAAAACGAUUCUGAGCAGAGUUCAGUUAUAGUGAUGCUUUGUCAACAAUAUAAACUAUGUGAUAUUAUGGUAAAAUAAUUAAAUAGGCAUUAUAUAUUUUCUUUAAUAAUAUUUGUUUAAUAUUAAACCGAUUUUCCUACGUUUUUUCCGGUUUUCCCAUGUUUUUUGCCGGUUUUUCACAUUUUCUUGGAAAACUCUUUAGAAAAUCGAAAAACAACAUCCUUAAAAUACCUCGUCAGUCAAAUUUAGAAAAAUCGCUAUUAUUGGAAAUCGGAGCAAAAUUUCUGGUACAAAAGUUGUCCACAGAAAAAAAAAAUUACAAUAUUUUACUAAAUUAUUUCGUACAUUUUCCCGUUUUUUUCUUUCCUUUUCCUUUUAUUUUGGAAAACUUCCGGAGAAUCAAAAAAUUACAUCUUUAAAAUACCACCUCAAGAAAAUUUCUUUUCAAAAAAGUCUAUAUCAUAUACAUCAGAGUAAGCUUUCUGGUAAAAAAAAAUGGUCACAUAAAAAAAAAAAAAAAUAUCUUUGUAAAACCAUAAGUUUCUUUGCUCCACUCAGAAUCUAAAAAUGUUUAAAUGUUCAAAUUGUGAUUUAGGUAGGUACCUAUUUGGUUGUUACUUGAAUUAAAAUUAUAUUUGAAAACAUAAAAAAUGGAAAACCGAUAAUGAUUUAUGUUUGAAUGCCACUAUAUAUUAUAUAUUUAUACUUAUAUACAAGAACUUAAGUUAAAAAAAUAUAAAAACAGUAUAGAUACAGAGAAUUCUACACCCACAUCUACUGUCUUGGUGCAAUUGACGGAUAGUAAAGCAAAAUUACUUUAUUUAAAAUGUAAAUUAUGGUAUUUAGAUUAAAGUUAAGUUAAAGUUAGUUUAAAUACAAGUAUCAAAAUAAAAAGAUGAAAAUCUUUGAUGAAGAAAAAAAUUCAUUUUUCAAAAUAUCAUAUUAUUUACGAUUUGUUGAGUGUGUAAAAUAAAUACCAAUUUCAUAACUGUAUUAUUUUAAUAGAUUAUUAUAGGUAACGUAACCAAACUUAUUGUGCAGUGAACCGGCUAAUAUAAUAAAUUAUCCCUUUACGACCGGUGCAUUUGUUCGGCAUUUCAUGCACCAUGCUUUUAUUUUAAUAGUGCUUCGGAUUAGAUUUUUAUAUAGAUUCCUAGUGGUAACCCCAUCAUUACCUUAUCAAAUUUUUUAUAGUUUAUAAUAUAGUUUUAUAAUUAGCAUUUAAAGUUUACAAUAUAGAUUUUGAAGUACUUAUAUACAGGGCGAGUAUUUAAACGUCGCGUGUCGUGCCAUGUCACAACACAAGCACAUAUUGUUCUACUAAUUUCCCCCUACCUAAACUAAAAAGUGGAAUAUCUCGUCAACGGAUUGACGUCUACUUAUAGAAUUAAGAAUAUAGAUUCUCAUUUGAAUUUCAAUAGCGGCCUCUUAAAACCCACUUAAAAAAUAUAAUUCCAAAAAAAAUAUUAUAGAUUAUGUUGGUUAAGUUACCUAACCUAACCCAACCUAACCUUUUAAAUGUUUAUAAAUUGGAACUCUUUUGAAUUAUACAUUUUUCUCUAUUUUGAAUAUUUUCAUGAUAAAUGGUUGUAUUAUAAAUUUUGAAUCAUUUUAUAUGUAUAGAUACUGUAUACUUAAUUUAAGUAAAUACAAAAAAAGUUAUUCACCUAGACCACAGCACGUGUCUCAUAAAAAAUUGAAAUAGCAAUUAAUUAUAAUAAACAUUUGUUCAGUAACCGAAAUUCUCAGUAAAUUAUUCAUCAGUGAACAUCAUUGACAAAUUAACUAUAAUUAAAAAGUAAUAAAAAUAUAUUACCAUUUAAAAUAAUAACAAACUAAAAUUUCAUCAUCAAGAUAAAACGAACUUUUAAAUUUUAUUUAAUUGUAAAAAAUACUCAUAUGUAUAUGAACAUGUUCUAUAUGAACAAAUUAACCAGCAAGGUUAGAUGACGAAAUCAUAUAUUAACUAGUAGAUUAUACUAAAAUUCAAAUUCAACUAUUUUACUAGAAACCAAAACAAUGAUAAUAGAAAUAAUUAUUUUUCUGUUUAUGAAUUUCUGUGACCAGGUGGAUAUCGAAAAUAAUUUAUUGUUUAAAAAUAUAUCUCAUCAGAAAUCAGCUACAACUUGAGACGAAAAAAAUUUAUGGUCUCCGUCAAUUCUAUCUUUUCAUAGCUCGAAUUUAUUUAAAAAAUUAGUAUACUAGUUACAGUCCAAUUUUGGCGCCAUUAAAUGACUUAAGUACAGUUGAAAUAUUUUUCUUCAUGUAGUAAUUGUAGUUAUUAAUUAUUUCAUACUUAUAAUUAUUAUUUUAUUGUUAAUUAUUUCUUUUCAUUUUGUAUUUACUUGGCUAAAUAUGUUACAUAAAAUAUAUGAUCAAAAAAAAAAAAAUAUUACACAAAUUUGCACAUUGCUACGGUUCGUCUGUGAACAAAAUAUUUUUAAAAUGUUGUUAACACGCUAACAGUUAACAAUAUUAUAUUAAAUAUAAUGUAUAUCAUUUAAAAAUAAUAUGAGUACAUAAUAUCAAUAAAGCCAUGGGUACUAUAGAUAUAUUUUUAUAAUGUAUAUGUAUUUUUUUUAGACAAAAAUAUGGAGAAUCUAACAAAUUCUACUAAAGAAGACCCUAUGAUGAAGGUAAUUAUAUGCUACAAUCAAACAUUUUCUUUAAUCAAUAUAAUAACGAAAAUGAUAAUAUUAUUUCCUAAUUUAAAUUUGUGAUAAGGAUAAUUUCAGGAUUUUGAUAUCCUUUUGAAACACAUAUUUUUUUUCCUCUUUCUUCUCUCUUCUUUCUCUAUUAACUAUUUGGGGUCAGCCACCUAAGCUUUCAUUUAACGCGAUCUCUCACCUAGCACACACCGGUUGUUCUCAUAUCUUUCUCAAUCGAAUCCAACCACCUUUUUUUCGGCCUUUUUCCUCCUAAAUUUAUUUGCAUUACAAUUUAUUUUGCUUCUGAUUCCUCUCUCCUCGUUACACGCCUAAACCAUUAAGGGCUAUUUUCUCUCAUUAUGUCUACUAUCGAAACUAUGAAUACGCUACUUCUUAUUUACACUUUCCUUGUUUAUCUACUUGCAUCACUCCAUUCAUCCACACAUUCUUAUCGCAGCUUAACUCGUUCUCUGAUGUAUUUUCCUGUCUAUCACCCAACACGCUUAGCAAUAUAACAGUCACUGCAUUAUCGUAAAACUUAUCUUUAAUUCUCAUUGGAAUUUUUCGUCACAUAAAAUAUAUUACGCUUCUCCUUUAUCCAACCGCACAUAAUUCUAUGUUUUACAUCCUCAUCAAAGGCAUCGUUCUUUCAUACAAAAGAUUUUAGAUAUUUAAAACUCUCAAUCUUAUUUAUUAGAUCACCACUUAUUAUCAUUUUAGCAGUCUUGUCCUGUUUUUCCAAACUCAUACUCGAUAUACUCUGUUUUGCUUAAACUUAUACUUAUCCCUUUUCUUCAAGUGCUACUCUCCAUCACUCAAGUCUAUUUUUAAUUUCUUCCAGAUUUUCUCUUAUCAAAGCUAUAGCAACUACAAACAUCAUGCACCAUCGUGGUACCUCUUCUCACCUGUUGUCGCCACACACUUCCGAGAUAGGACAAUUUGCCAAAGUCUCGUUUAAAACUUCACAGUCCCCAUACUGUUUACCAGAAGUUUACACUGGCUGUGACCUGACUUAGCCGCAUUUGUCACUUCUAAGUUCUUACGAUAGUUAAAGGUACAGUGGGAGUAUUUUAAUCCCUUUCCACGUAGAGAAUGGUAUUAUCAAAUAUAAGUUAAACUCCUCUACACUAUAGAAACUGUACCUACUGGAAUCACCCAUUUUGGUUUUCCACCAGCUGGACUUUGGCAUCCUAUUUUCGAUACACUCGUAGCAACUUGGUUAGGUCAUCAUGUGCCCCCGUGAAGUUUAAAAACAUAUUACACUGUUUACCUAAAUACUUCAAUUUAUUUAAUUUUAAUUACACAUUAAAUAUAAACAAAACAGCAAAUCGUGAGAAUUGUACGCAUCGUUGGGUAAUAUAAUUUAUUUUAUUUAUAACGCGUCAUGUAUAUUUUAUUGUUUAGAACUCGUCGAAUCGUAUUUUGAUAAAAAACGGAAUUGUGGUCAACGCGGACAACAUUAUGAAGAAUGACAUUUACAUUGAAGAAGGCAUCAUUAAGUGUGUACAAUUUUUUAUUCUUAAGAAAACAUAAGUAAUAUCCAUAAUUAUAGAGUGAAUUGAUCUAUCAUCCAACUUAAAGAUAAAACUUAAUUUAUAUGUGUUUGUACAUCAGAUACAUUUCCGAUAUUUUAAUUUUUAAGCGAAACAUAAGUGUGUAAAGUAUUAUAAUUUAAAAAUGCUUAAAUCUUAUAUAAAAAUUCAACUAUCGAACAAACCAACGAUGUAUAAACACAGAUAAUGUUCUUGCUUUUAAGUUUAAUAAUAAAUAAAUUCACUCGUAACAUACUAUCUAGAACUCUAGACGGACACCACACAUGCGAAUAUUACGUCCUCCUCUAAGUAAUACAAAUAUAUUUUCAAAUACUGGUAAUUUUAAAAAACAUAAUAUGGUCUUAUUAUAAUAAUAUUAUUUUAAUGUUCUAUUGUUUGAAAAUCAAACAGCUGAAUAAAAACUAAAUAUAUUUUCUAAUUUUUUCCCCUCGAGUAAUUCAAACACUUAACUAUAGUGUACCUAUUUUUCCUUCAAUACAAUCUUUAUUUCGUUUGUUAUUAUAAAAAAAAUAAUCUUAAAUAAGGUUACGGACUUACGCGGUCAUGUGAAAAAUCUGAAAGUAGUGUCAAAAAUCGUUUACAUACAUAUGUAUUCAUAAUUAUGAACGAGUGUUAGUGAUUUUUAUCAGUUUUUGAAUUUAGUUUUCUUUUAAAUUGUUUCUAUUUCGCUGAAUUGCAUUAGGUAUAACAUAUAAUAGGUAUGCAAAACAAAUAAAUACACUCGUAUAUAGAAAAAUAACAAAAUAAAGUCUGGAGUAUUAUAAAAGUUAUAUGUAAAUAGUUUCAAUGUAAAAAUCAUCAUCAAAUAAUAGAACAGCAAAGGCGAAAGAAAUAAUAACUACGUGUAUUUGAUAUUCUAUUACCUGAUGAUGACUUUUUUUUAAAUCGGAGCCGGUCAUAUUUACACAAAAACUUAUAAACUUAUAAGUUAUAAAAACCCAAGGUUUUUUUGUUUAUAUUUUCUUUAUACAUUUAUUCAUUUGUUUUCUAUAUAUUUAUAUAUAAAUGUACGUGUGUGUGUGUGUGUAUUUUUAUAUUUUAUAUUUUAUUGUUUAUUAGUCUAAACAUUUUUUUUUUUUUUUGUAUUAUACAAAUUAAACGCAUACUCGUAUUACUAUAUAAAUUGAUAAUAUACAGUCAAACGAUUAUACUAGCUAUAUAGUAUAAACCUACUAUUAUACUGUAUUAUGCUGAUGCAGUGAUGCACAUUCAUAAAAAUAAAAGUCUAAAACUAUUACGUUUCGCAUUUUUAAUUCCGAUGUAUUAUAGGAAACUUAUUAUGUAUUGAUUUUCUGUUGUUGCAUCGCUGCUGCUGCGUUAUACUUAUAUAUUUUCAAGUUUCGCAAACACUAUAAUAGAAUAACGUAAAUCGUUUUAAAAGUUUCAUAAUAAUAUGCAAUGUAUAUUAUUAUACCUAGGUCGGUCGACGAUUGUAAUGGAGUUCCGAAACAGACUCAAGAGCAGAAUAACGUUUAAAAAAUAACAAUGCCAUUUUUUUCACUAGAUUUAAAUACAUUUAAUACCGGUUAAAUUGUUCGGCUGCAUAUGCUCGAAAAAUCAUCUAUAAACGUGAUAAAUUUUUGAUUUCUGAUGUAAAACAAUAUUUAAAAUUUCAACCGAAACCUAAUUUUUUUUUUCGGCGAUUUAUCGAAAUUCGCAAUAUCUAUCUAGUCAUAUUCUAUUAUUUUUAGUUUAUACUUGUUAUUUAAGGAUUUUUUUUUUUUUUGUUUACGAGUAAAAUUUCAUUAGAAAUGCAUAAUCAUACUCGAGAUGUAAAUAUUUUAUCUUAAUAAGAAAUCAUUAUUUGUAUUGUACUCUUACUCUAAUUACAGAAUGGUCGGACUCAAUCUUCCUGAACCGGAAGAUACGAGAAUUAUUGAUGCGACAUCAUUUUUGGUUAUGCCGGGUAAUUAUGAAUAUAAAUUAUUUACUGGUUUGUAAAUAAUCACAUUGUUAUAUCCUGUAAAAUGCUUCAUUAUAUAUUUUUUUUUAAUAUCUAGGGGUAGCGUAUAGGCAAUUUUAACUACAUUUUUGAAAAACAAAAAUUUAAAUUGUUAACUCAAAAAUAUUCGAAUUUAUUUUCAAAUAAAUUUAUUUAUAGUGUCGUUUUUCAUUGUUUUAACUAUGCCAACAUGUUUUAGUAGCUUGUUUAUUUAAACACAAACAUAUACUUGAAACCGUAAUAAAAGUGUCUUGAUACAAGAUAAAUUACAAUAUAUUAAACUAAAAAAAAUUACAAGAUUCAAUAUGUAUCUUUAAUAUAUAUUUUCAAUACAUGUAUCUGUGAUAUUGUCUAACGCUAUAAUACAUUAACAAUAUAUAUUAUUUUCAUUAAAUAUAUUUUUCAUUUUUAAACCAGUAUUUGAAGUAUAAAUACUUACUAUAAUACACAAAUACGCUUUAAAAAACAACCAAAUAUGCAAAUAUGCAUAUUAAGCAAAAUAAAAUUUAACAUUCAGAUUUUUUACAUGACGAACAUGUUCAUCAAAAUGUAAGCUUGACUGUACAAUUUGUUUAAUCUUUCAAAAAUAAUAUGCAAAAUAUGCAAAAUAUACGCCGUAUACUCUCAAGAUUUUUUAAAAAUAUUAUGAGUAUAAUGUGUAUACUCUCAAGUCUAAAAAGAUCCGGGAAUUUAGCUCUCAAGAUUAUUAUUGACUUAUCAUUCACUCCUCUGAACCAUAAGUAAAAUAUUUGUAUUAUAUUAAAUGUUUACAUUUUGGUAUUAUUUGACAACUUUGUAUAGUCUCAAAAAAAUUAAUGGGAACACCACUGGUUGGAAGUCCCUAACCCUGUUUAUAAAUUUAAAAAAAAAACAUUAAAUAUACAUAUAAUACUAAAAAUAUUAACAGGUGGUAUAGAUCCUCAUACUCAUCUGGAAUUGGAAUUCAUGGGAGCAGUGUCCGUGGACGACUUUUAUCACGGAACUAAAGCUGCGGUAGCUGGCGGAACGACAAUGAUAAGUACGUAUUAUACGGUGACUACCUGUAUUGUUUUUGGAUUCAUACGACAUAACCCGAUUUAAAAUGUGACCACUUAAACUGUUUAUAGUGGAUUUCGCAUUGCCCGACAAGGAUGAAUCGUUAAUAGACGUCUAUCAUAAAUGGAGGGCACGGGCGACGAAUAAAGUGUGCUGUGAUUAUGCCUUACAUAUAGGUAUCGCCAAAUGGUCGGCUGAGGUAAAUUUUAAAAUUUUAUAUUUUCUCGCUAUAAAACUCCUGUCUGAAUCAUUUAUAUUAUAAAGGCGUUUUAAAACCAAACGAUGCCGAAAUGAUUAUGAAUUGUAGCCUGUUUGUCAUCUAUACCAAACUUAAUGCAAACAUUUUUCUACGAAUAUGGUUUUUUGAUAUUUUUUGUCGGAAUCGUUUUUUAUUUCCAAUGAUAUUUUGUCAUUGCUUUCGUAAUAAUAUUUGAACUAAAUAAUAAUAAGCGCUGGUGUAUAUUUUAUACCUCUUCCUGAUUUAUUCUCACAUAUAUAUGUAUAAUACAACAGAAGCCUACCCACUGUGCGAAGUGAUAAUAAUAUGUUUAAUGUUAAUAAAUUAUUCAGGUUAAAACCCAAAUGGAAGAACUGUGUAAAGUGUAUGGCGUAAACUCGUUCAAGAUGUUCAUGGCGUAUAAAGGAGUUUACAUGUUGAACGAUACUGACCUAUAUAACAGUUUCGAGGCGUGCAAAAAUCUCGGUGCGAUUCCGAUGGUGCACGCCGAAAACGGAGACAUUAUAUUUGAAGUAAGUGUCAUCGUUAUAAUGCAACACGUGACUUUCAAAAAUAUUUGACACAGUAAACAAUAAUAAGUAACAGUUAUGAAAUACUAAUUUUUUAAAUUUUGUUUUUUCACUCGAGAAUACAAAGCGAUUGCUGGACUCCGGUAUAACAGGAGCUAACGGGCACGCCCUAUCUCGUCCCGAAGAAGUUGAAGCUGAAGCCGUCAACAGAGCGUGUGUAAUAUCGAAACAGGUACCAUUAAUGUUUUGUUUUCAUUUCGUUUAAAAAACUGUUUAAUAUGACAAAAAAAAAACACUACAGAACAGCAGGAUCCCAAUAGAGUUGAAUUUUUCCUCACCUAAUUUGUGUUACAGAAAAAAUUAACUGCAAAACAACAAAAUAUAACUGAAUACUGCAAUACUACACUAUACUUCUCAUACUUUGAUGAUAAAAAUGGUAGGAUUAAAAGCCGAAAUUCCCAAAAGGAACAAUUUUGAUACUACUUAACACCAUGCAUAUACAAAAUACCACCUCAAUGGCUUUAUUUGUAGCGACCUAGACAGUUAAAACAAAACAAAAAAAAAAAAAAGACCCUUCUACAGAAUGGUUUAAUUCAUAUUUAAAUUCAACUUUUAUCGCUUCAUUUUGCGAUUCUGUCCAUAAAACAACUUUAAUUCCCGUGUUUGAGCUGAUUUCGUCCAGAGAGAGCCAUUAAAAGUAUCGAACCAUAGCGGGGGGCAAAAACAUACAUUGUACACUCGUGUGUUAUACCCUAACAAACACAAUACCAUCGGUACAAUAGCAUAUAUUUUCUGGGAAAAUUCGACAAAGACGUUAUUAUUAGUCAUAGUCGAAAUAUGAUACUACGUUUUUCUUUGUAGGUCGGAUCACCGUUGUAUAUUGUGCACGUAAUGAGCAAAUCGGCGGCUAAUAUUUUGGCAGAACACCGUACCGCUCAAAUCAAAGAAGAAGGAAGAACUAAAAUUUUCGGCGAAACGUUAGCCGCCGCUGUCGGAACGCAUUGGGAUGAAAAUAAAAUUAAUUGUUGGCACGACGCUGCAGCGCACGUUUUAAGUCCGCCGUUAAGAUCGGAUCCAGACACUCCGCAUUUUUUAUUGAACUUAUUGGCAAAGUAAUUAUUUCAGCAAUUGGGUUUUUGAUUUAUUUUUUUUUUUUUUUUUUACUUAUCAUAUUAUGUUUAAUAAUAAUAUCAGCGUAUGCUUGGCGAAGGAGGCCAUAUAGGAACCGAGUAUCCCGACUUAAUUUUGUAUACAUUUUUUAAGCGUUACGCAUAGAACUGUAAUCGUAUUACUAGGUUCUACACAUUUAAACUUUUUUGUAUACAUAUAACAUAAGAGUACUGAGUACCCUUCUAUGUACUAUAUUUCCUCUUAAAAUCAAGCGUUGAUUUAUAUUGUAUACUGAGGGAAUUGCGUGUUUCUUAACCUCUUCCCGCAUAGUAGCAUACUCAACAGUAUUCCAAACAGACUUAAUUUUACCCAUUAAGAAACACGACCAACAAAACAAUUUUUGUAUAUAAUGACUUCCACAUAACCAAGAGUGUUGUUGUUAUAAAUUUGAAUUAAAUGAACUAUAGAAUACCUUACUUAGUUUUUUGUCAUGAGUCAAAACUGACAACAUCGAAAUAGGCCUCUGGUCUACUUACUUUUAGAAAAUCAUUCUUACUACCAGAAUUCCAACAUCGAAAUGGCGUUUUCAACAACAUGACAAUCUCGUCUGUCACUGGAUUCAUAAUAUAAAUCUUGAAUAAAAAGCACGACGACACGCGCAAACGAAUUUAAACGAACCAACACGAGCAAUGAUUUGAACAUGACAGAAAUAUAAACUAAUAUUAAAAUCGGUUUUAUUAGGCACUGACAGCAUCUAAUAUCAGCCUAAUGUCUACGUUUGUUUACGCAAUAAUUAUUUCGUGCAUUUCUUAACGGUUUAUCGCUAUUUUUGGUAAUAAACACGGAAUAAUAUUAUACAAUAAUAAAAUAAAAUAUAAUUCAUUUCCUCACCCUCAAAGCCACCACUAUGAUAUAAAAGAUUUUUAUAGUGUAAAAAAAAAAGAAAUAAUCUCGUGAGAAAUGGUUAAAAGGAGUGUUGGACUUGGAUUUGAAAAUUAUAUUUCCAAACACUUUAAUUAGAUAUAAUAAAUAAAUAUAUAAAUACCAAAUUUAUAUAUAAAAAUAAAAUCUAAUAAAAGAAUGAAUGCGUCGCCUGGAGUAUUUAUGAUAAGUGUAUUACACAAGACUAUUAAAUAUUAACAUUAUUAACUUUAAUUAGGGCUCGAAUAUGACCCAUUUUUAUUUUUAUGGUUUUUGGUUAUAUUUAUAGUCAUAAAUCAAGGUUCAAUGUGUAAGAGGUUAUUCUCUUUCAAAAAUAAAUAUAUACAUGUAUAAUAUAUAUAAAAAUAUAUGUCCAUAUCCGUUCUAAGACAAAACAGUUACCGUUGUAAACCAUGUUUUGAGCAAAAAAACAUCUACGCAAGCACCUUAAUACAAAAAUUAAAAAUAGUUGAGUUUUUAAUUAUAAAUCGUUCCGACUUUUUAAUUAUAAAUGUUAAUAAUUUUUUAUUAGCAAUUUUUAAUAAUACUUUAAAAACUACAAGCAAGACCCUUAAUAAUAUUAUGUUAAAAUGUUUUAGCGAUGCGUUACAGACAACUGGUAGUGAUAACGCGACAUUCAACGCCAAUCAAAAAGCCUUGGGUGAAAAUAAUUUUAGUAAAAUACCCAACGGCGUGAACGGAGUAGAAGAUCGUAUGUCCGUGAUUUGGGAAAAAGGAGUAGAGUCAAACAUGUUUGACCCAUGUCGUUUUGUCGAAAUAACCAGUACAAAUGCUGCGAAAAUUUUCAAUAUUUAUCCAAGAAAAGUAAGAUUAUUUAAUUGAUACCCUAUACAAUAAUAUAAAUUAAAAACGAUAUUCCUUGCAAAUUGCAUUUUUUUCUACCGUGUGACUAAGUAAACCUAGGAAUAUUUUCGUUUAAAGCUAUCCGAGCUAGCGAGUUUCCCCGCCGGAUCUCCAGGCACACCUAAAAUACAUUUGGUUUUCCCCUGUUACUUAUCUGACGUGAUUUUACAAAAAAAAUCUAGGAUUUUUUGAUUUAAAACAGCUCUAGAGAGCGUUUAUAAUAAACUGUUAAAAAUUAUUUUUUUCAUCUAUUUUGAAUUUUUAAUGAAAAGUUAUAAUGAAGAUAAUGAAUAUAUAAUGACGGAGAUCAUAAUUUAUAAGAUAUCUAGUAAUCGCAAACCACAAUAACAGGAUUGAUAUACUUUCGAUACCUAGCUAAAUUAAUUAAAGGAAAGUAUAAUAUAAUAUUAUAUUCAUAUUUUUCCAAAUCGCGCAAUAUGUUUAUCGUAGGUUUUCAUAGAACUCUGUAGGUAUUUUCUUUUAAAAUAAGUUCUAUGGAAAUUUCAAGUAUUUACUUCUAGUCCAUUGGAAAUCACUAGUUACCCUUAAAUAUUAACUCUCUUACCACUCCGUUAACCUUUCUCAUGUUCAAAACUACUUUUAAAUGAGUGGUAGUGCAGUAUUGUCAGAUUAGGGAUUUCACUCCUAAAUUUGGAGGUAUUAUUUCUUACUGUGGUAAUUCUUAGGGAACCAUAAAUGUCGGGGUAUUUUUUUUGAAGUUCUCCAGCAGUCAAAAAUUUUCUCUGUUAGUGAGAGUUAGAAUACACCCACAGUAUUGCAUGUCCGUCGCAAGAGGCAACCAAAAUCGACCAAUCAAUAAGCAGCAGCAUUGUUUUUUAUCAAGUAUAGAAUUAUAUACACUUGAAUAGCACCCCUUAUAAAUAAGAAGUACUACUGCAGCCAUGAAAAAGGCUGCGGGAAACCACUGCAUUAAUUCUCCCAACAACAAAACAAUGAAAGUUAAACAUAAGAAUGAUAGAGUACAAGACAAUGGGAUUCUAAACCCGGAGUCCGGCAGGGGAAGACAGUGCAUUACUUUCCAGGUCGUCAUCGCGCAAAAUCUAACUAUAGCAAAACCAAAAACUAGAUAAUAAUAUUAAAAGUAAAAUCAUAAACAAAAAUACACCAUUUAAAAUAAGAACAUAGGACGAAAAUUCGAAAAAUUUGAAGAACCUAAACAACAAAUCAAAUCAACUGGUUAUUUUAGGAGUUUGUGAAGCUAGAGUGAUAAUGAGGAUUUCUGGAACAAUGAUUUCAAAGUAAUACGUAGUUGAGACAAAUAAGGGAAGAACGGAGCUAAAAUCUUAUUAAACAAUGAACGGGGUCAACGAGUAGAAAACACCUAUUCUGUGAAUGACAGAUUAUUGCUAAUAAAAUUUAAAACACUCCCAGUAAACAUGAUAGUUAUUCAGAUAUACUUAUCUAAUGAAGAAGACGACAAAAUUGAACAAAUGUAUGACUCCAUUGAAAGAACUACUAGGAAUAACCAAAGACAACGCUAAUGUAAUUAUUAUGAGUGAUUUCAAUACAGUUGUAGAAAACAGCCAUAAAUUAUGUAUAAUUCAGAAAACAUCACUAAAAUCGUUGCGGUUCUUGGAUGCCUCCCACUUAAGUAUUCUCCGUCAAAAAUCUUAACUGCACUGCUAUCAUCCGCCUGUCAUGUCAUUGCCAGUCAAUAUUAUCUUAGUUCAUAAUUCUAGAUAACUACCACGCUUAAAAAUAUAAUAGUUGCUCGACCAGCUGUCAUAAGCAAUAUCACAUAAAAAUUGAAAUUUCUCGCAGGAACAGCUGCUUAAUUGACUGAAUGCGCGCUCUAUCUGUAAAAAUAAUGUUAUAUUAAAACAAAUUUACAUUAACAAACACAUUUUGUGAAUUUCAAUAGCGUCAUAUUGAUAUAAUAUAGUACAUAAAUAUUUCAUUGCGAUCUACGAGCGCUACAGAAUUGUUUUACCAUAGAAGUAAUUAAGGAGACAACAAUUUCAUAGCUCAUUAGGUAACCAUUAUAUCUUUAAUUGUGAUAAAUAUUAAAUUACUAAGCACAUAGGUUAUGCCACACACCCGGUAUACGUAACGAUUUACAUUCACUCUUCGACUACCUAUCCCGUUACUCUCAUCGCCCCUUACCCGGUCCAUUAACAGUAUAUCCAACUUAUGUUUUAUAACAUUCAUAGCUAAGGUGUUCAUAAAAGUAUUAAUUAAACGCGAAUAGUUUCUACAAGUUAUAACUAGUACAGGGAUAUACAUGCAUUUUAUUAUCGGUUAAAAAAUGUCAUGCUGUAACACCAUAAUAAAUAAUAAUUCAAAAAAUUAGUAACUACUAUAAGAUGAAAUUUUAUAAAAUAUGUCUAAGGGUUGCAUUGGUGUUGGUUCAGAUGCGGAUAUUGUAAUCUGGAAUCCAAAUAAGAAGCGCACUAUUUCUGCAAAAACUCAUCAUCAGGCAGUUGAUUAUAACAUUUUUGAGGUAAAUUUAUUAUAAUUCUAUACAUAAUAUUAUAUAUUUAUAUGUAUUGCAUAGAAACAAAAUAAAAACAUAUACAACUUUCUAAGUUAAUUAAUUCUAUAAAAUAAUUUAUAAUUUUACUCAUUUUAGGGAAUGGAAUGUCAUGGUGUUCCUGAAUAUGUAUUGGUGGGCGGUCGUGUUUGUGUAGAUAAUGGAGUUUUGAAAGUUUUUAAAGGACAAGGAAAGUACAUUCCUACUCCUACGAAUUCUCAAUUUGUUUAUAACAAGCCUAAUACAUUUUGUUAAAUAUAUUAUACUAGAUACACAGAUAAAACAAUUAUUCUAGAUAUACAGUGAAUUUAGAUUUAAUAAAUAAAAUAUAAUCUUUAUAUAUAUAUAUAAUUCUACUGUACGUGUGUAUGUCACUGAACUCCUCCUAAACGGCUGGACCGAUUUGAAUGAACUUUUUUAUAUGCGUUUGGGUGACGCCUUGGAUAGUUUAGAUUCACAAAUCAACCCGGAAAAUGGCGCUGCAGUCGGUAUCUAGGUUAUUGAUCUAUACUGCAUA
Cinara cedri is the source of this 35800-nucleotide messenger RNA. The record is from the annotation of a GenBank genome assembly. NCBI's taxonomy places the organism in Eukaryota, Metazoa, Arthropoda, Insecta, Hemiptera, Aphididae.